AUGAGUUGUUCACAGAAUGUGCUGUCUUUUGCAGAGUUGAAUCAACGUUUGCAUAAGGAUGAAGAAUGGCUUAAAGAUUUCCAAGAAGCCCUAAACAAAUCAAAUCAGAUACAACAAUCAGUUUGCACACUUCUUGGUAGUUUUCAGGACCGUAUCGACUCGCUUUCUGCAAAUGUUGCAACACUUUAUACAAAAUCAAGUGUUAUACAGAGGGAACAACAAAAUAUUCGCAAGCUUCUUUCUACGGUGGAUGCUACCAUUCAGUUUCAUGGAAAAACGACUGCCUUAGAAAAUACUAUCAGGGAUGGUAAUGUGAUGCUUGCUCUUGACGACUAUUUGGAGAAAAUGCGAACACUUAAAGAAGCAAUUGCUUUCUUUUCUACUCAUCUUACAUACAAAAACAAGUUGGAACAUGUGGUAGGAAAUUUGUUAGAAAUGCCAUCAUUCCGAUUGAGUUUAUUUAUGACGCUUCGCGACGUACAAAAAAUUCAUCAGAUUGCCAGUUGGCUUUUAGAACACAGCGAUUCAGAUGGACAACGACAAUUCCUUCAAUCCUAUUCACAAUUUCGAGCUGAAAAUAUGAUGAAACCCUUGCAAUUUAUUGCUGAUCAAAUCGGACCUAAUAAUCGAGUCAAAAGUGGACAAUUUGUUAAGACUGCACUGAAAAAAGCAGCUAGCAGGAUCGCUGAUUCAAAUGAUCAACUACACCGAGAUAAUGCAAUUGCCGUCACCCUUUUUAUGCUUUCAUCUACUGUUGUUUUAAUCCAACUUGAAACAGAGCAAAGUUCGGCCGUUUUUGGUAAUGUCAGUGUUGAGGCAGAAGUGUUAAGACAAAUUGUUGGCGCUUGUUUGGGUCGUGUUUUAUCACAUGCACUUCGUGUUAAUCUUGGCGAAUCAGCUCAAUUUGCCUCACUCCAAUCUUCCUUAUAUCGAAAGUCGAUUAUUCUCAUUAAAGAUUAUCGAUUACGAUUGUCAGAGGAUCAGAUUGGCGGUCGUUUUUUGCCUCAGGAUGGCAACGUGCAUCCAAUAAGUAGUGGAACACUAAAUUUACUCAAAGUAUUAGUUCAACAACAAAAAUUACUCAAUCAGCUUAUACAACGUGCCGAGGUUCAUGAGAGUCCAGGCGCUUUGGCAGUGCAAAUUCUGAAGGCUCUUAGUCAAAAUCUACGUCAAAAGAGUAGUACUUAUGAAGACUCUGCAUUAGCUUCUCUUUUCAUGAUUAACAAUCUUCAAUAUAUCGGUCAAACUGUAAGCCGUGAAAGGACUUUGCUUGCUCUCCUUCAAGGUGAUCAGACAGCAUUUCCUUCUAGUUUUGAAACAGAGGCGGAAAGUUAUUUACAACAAUUUUUGAAAGUUUGGGCUAAGGUUGGUGAGGUUUUCAACGCUGAUUUGGGGCCAGGAGAAGAGAAACGUUCUGUGAAAUCAAUUUUUUCGGUUUUUACUCGGGAAUUUGAUGCAAUCGUUGAACAACAAAAAAUUUAUUGCGUAGCCGAUCAAAUAACAGCUAACAAUGUCCGAAUGAGAAUAAAAAGUCUUGUCUUACAGCCUUUUGUUGAAUUUAGCAAAAAGAAUUCGCAAGAAUGUUCAGAACUUUUUGAAGCCGACAGGCAACUGAAAUAUGAUGCCGAAACGAUUGAAAUGAUCAUUGAUAGAUUGUUUGAUGCAACAUUAUGA
This is a messenger RNA of Meloidogyne enterolobii, 1674 nucleotides long. The record is from the annotation of a GenBank genome assembly. NCBI's taxonomy places the organism in Eukaryota, Metazoa, Nematoda, Chromadorea, Rhabditida, Meloidogynidae.